Messenger RNA from Venustampulla echinocandica, 702 nucleotides. RefSeq lists its product as uncharacterized. Bases 1 to 702 code for a protein of 233 amino acids. The record is from RefSeq and is a predicted model, not a curated record. NCBI's taxonomy places the organism in Eukaryota, Fungi, Ascomycota, Leotiomycetes, Helotiales, Pleuroascaceae. The transcript has 3 exons.
AUGGCGCCUCAGACAGUGAAUCUCCAUGAGCUACUGAAAGCUGCAUGCAUUCGUAUUCUUGAGGGCGAUCAGCCAUUUAUGAGAGGUACCGGCGUCGCUAAAGAGCUUGAGUCCAUGGGUCUUGAUGAAAUUAUGAAGGAGGCAUGGGCCAGCAUCAAAGGCGACAAACGUUGGGUUGAAGUAAUCAAGGCCAAUUGCAACAUUGGUGACCCCACUAUGCCAAUCGUUCUCCUCGGCUUGAACGUGUAUUUCGACUUUCCGGAUCCGGAUACAGGAAAGAUGGUCCGGAGCAACCAGGGAAUCGGCGUUAACGACCAAGGCGUCUCGCCUUUUGGCUUCGAAGGAACAGGCAUCACAACCCAGCAGUAUCUGACAAUGUUGAGAAACGGAGACAUCAUGGUACUCAGGGACCCGAACGUGUCGGCAGCUGUUGGACCUCUUGGACGUGUUGGACGCGGUAGACGAUCGUCAGAUUUCCCCGGCAUCGAAGCUACUCUGCGUGGCGAUACCACCAAUCUAGGGCAGGUCACAGCUGGAUCACUGGAGGAUGAGUUCGAUGACCUUGAAGCACCGACCAAGAGAAGUGGUGUUUACGAGAUCAUGGUAAUGCGGUCUGCAGACUACGUUCCCAUGGGUUCCGAGGCUUCAUCCAAGGCGUCGUCCGAGACUUCGACCACUUGCCAUGUGGGUUCCGAGCGUUAA